AGAUUGCUAUCGAUCAUUUUUGAAGAUUGGUUACGAUUCGUACCAAAAGUAUUACAAUCUGUAUAUUAGCGAACUAAAAUUCGGUGACUUUUUAAUACACGUGUGAUAUGCAAUGAAUGUAAUAUUUAAUACACAGAUUCGUUUAACAUGUUUUGACAAACACAGUGUGAUAAGAUCUAUUUUUGUUCUGUGCUUUCCGAAAUUAAAUGAUUCUCACUUUUGUCUUUUGAUUGACACAACACACAUACUUUAAUCUAUAUGUAUAUUUAUUCCUUUGAAACAUCAUGUAACUUAAAAGUUACAUAUCCAUGUAUCUUUUAUCUAUAUAUCUAAUAAAAAUAUUAAAUGACAGUUCUCAUAUUAUAAAUUGGAAUAAGUAACUACAAUUAGCUAAUAAUCUUUUUCCUCUGCAAGUGAAUAAAAUUCUAAUCACAGAAGGUCAAAUAUGAAAUAGAGAUCUGUACCAAUACGAUGUAUCUGUCUGCUAAAAAUUACAUAGGAUUAGAACACGAUUCAUUUAAUCGACGAAACAAAGAUCUUUAUUCAAGACGAAUGUACACGAGUUGUUUCAUUCCUGUUGCAGAUCUUUCGAAGAACCGUUUUGCCGAACUACCGGAAGAAGUGACCGAGUUCCUGUUCCUCGAGAAGCUGCACCUUUACCACAAUGCGAUAAGAAUAAUACCGGAAACCGUGGUGAUGCUCCAAUCUCUCAACUACCUCGAUCUUAGUCGCAAUCAAUUGACGUCUCUACCUCGGGAGAUAUGCAGGCUACCGCUGCAAACGUUACUGGUCGCUCACAACCGAUUGGCGUCCCUGCCAGACGAAUUGGGCAGGAUGUCGGCGUUAGCCGAGCUCGACGCAGGCUGCAACGAAAUCACGAACCUGCCACCUCGAAUGGGCGACCUCGCGCGACUUAGGUCCUUGGACUUGAGGAGCAACAUGAUCGUGCACCUGCCUAUAGAACUGACGUACCUGAGACUCGUGAAGCUGGAUAUCAGCGGCAACCGAAUAUCCGUGCUUCCGAACGAGAUGAGGAAAAUGAAGAGCCUGGUUGACUUUCGGCUGUCCGACAAUCCUUUGACCUCGCCACCUGCCUCGGUGAGCACGAGCUUCUGUAUAAAAACGAAAAUCGAGCCCCGUUCAGUUAUCGAUCGGCCGAUCGAUCACUCAGCCGGCUAUUCUCGCUUGUGUUCGCAGCUAUGCAUUCGCGGGCGAACGCACAUCUUCAAAUAUUUGGAGAGACAGGCGGCGAAACACGAGAGAGCAAGGGGCGGCCGUACGAGGAGGACACCCCUGGAUGUUAGAGGUCACGCGACUCUGGACACGAGGACUCACAGGCGGCACAACGUCGACAGCGGAUACAGCACCAGCGACGGCGUCGACAAACGCUGGUCUCAAGAAAUUCACAGCGCGGUGCACGACGGCGAGGUUCGAGGACUGUGGCGUCAAGAAUGCUCGCCACUUUCGAUCACGUUGCCGCACGAGACGGGCGUGAACGGAUCCUGCAGCGGUACCUCGACGCCUAGUACCAUCUCGCCUGGCGAGCACACGUCGCUCGAGGAUGAGCUCGGCAAGGCUAUGAUACUGCACGAUCAGUUGGAAAAGAGAAAACUAGAAAGAAGCACGUCGGAGAAUGGCGCCGAUGUCAGAAGACCGAUGACCUCUGGCCUCUACCACGCGUCGAUUACGCCGCCCGGUCCCCUCGAGUCCGCUCAUCUGAGUCAGACGACAACGCCAGUGUCAACGAACACGCAGUCCGUGCAACCGCUGCAAACAUCGACCGCGAAUGCUACCUCUUUGAUGAACGGGGACGAGAAAAGACCGCUCAAUCACAUUCAAACUUAUAGAGAGUAUAAAGAGGCAUUGAGACAACAAAGAGCCAACGAGGGACCCAGCGUGUACAGGCCACGUGAGCAGGUGACACCGCCAGGCAACGAAUCGCAGAACAACGAGACAGACUCGGCCAGCAAUAAAGACGCACUCGGUAUGACCGGCAAGCAGAUCUUCAACGAGGAGAACGCGACGAAGAGACCGGUGCAGAAAGUAACACCGUCGCGUAUCAACUAUCAAAACACGCCGAUUAUCAAUGGUAGCAAUAACGAAUACAGCAAUAAGAACGGGAAAUACCUCGAGCAGCCGUAUAAAAAGCCUAACUCGCCGAUCAAAACAUCAUCGAGCAUUUUAUCUUCCAACACUAGUCCGGGGCACACUCCGAGACUGGUCAAGACCGCUGUUGGUUACGUAGAAGGUAACAAGAGUCCUAGUAGAAACGGCGGGAGUCCAAAGUCUCCUCGGUCGGUUACGUGGAACAGUAACGUGCCAGAAAAGUACUCGUUCACUAUGAGAAGAGAAUUCGAGCGUGCCAAGGAGGAAGCUGACUUGAUCGAGCAGCUUCGAAACCACAUUGAAACAAGGCUGAAGAUGGCUCUACCGGAAGACCUUGCCCCGGCGCUGACAGACGGAGUUGUACUUUGUCACUUGGCAAACCACGUGAAACCUCGGUCGGUCGCCAGUAUCCACGUUCCUUCACCAGCUGUGGAGGUGUUAUUGGACGCGGACGCAAUCAUGGACGUGGGUUACAUGGACGCGUACGGGCUGGAGGCUCUAGCGCGUCUCGUCUCCGCUCUUCUCCUUCUCCGUGACGAAGGAAAGAAAGAUACCGAAGAAUCGGCCGCAGGUUCAUCCCAUACGAUUCAGGAUCGCGUUCUAUCCGCGAUGCUUUUUGCCACAUUCCUCUCCAGCCUCGUUCUGCUCUACCUCUUCCCCAUUCCUGAUUAAAAACCAAACGAAAGAGAAAAGAAAGAAAAAGAGCGAGUAAGACGAGAACGCCAGAGUGCAAAAUGAUGGGACGAACGACGCUCGCAGGACAAAAGCACAAUCGAAGAUUACGCUGGGAUUACGACAAACAAUAUAUCGACACGCGACGCGAAUCGGUUCGGUUCGCAACGAACUCGGUGGAGAAGACACGGUUUUUUUUUUUAUCUUUUAAUUUCUCGAUUCGUUCGCCGAGCCUUCGUCGAGUCGCGCGAGGUUGAAUCGCUGCACGACAUUCCUCUGUCCACUUCUUCCAGCCCGAUUAGAACUCUUAGAGCGGCAUGAUAUUUUUCUAAUUUUAUUUUCUUUGUAUCUGGUUUGCUUCGACGGGCGAAGAACGGGGUCGAGUGUCGCGCAGAGCCAUUCCCUGUCAGAUGCUAAUUGCGAGUUUAUUUUAAGUAUAAUACAAACGAUACCCGGAAGGAAGAAACCGUAUCGAAAGCUAUUCAUCGAUCGUCGGGAGUAUCUCGUUAUUCUAGUUCGACGUUGUUCCAGUUCUGACUUUUCCCUUCUCGUUUCUCAUUCUUCCGUUCAAAGGAAUUGCUGUCGAACCGAGAGACAACCGCUCGAUGACUUUCGUCCGUUGUAAAAAACGUUUGAUCGACACGUCGAUUUGACUGAGAAACAGUUAGGCUGAGCUUUGGCUUCUACAUUCGAUUUAAUUCUACAUUCGAUUAUGACACAGGCAACGAUGAGAUCUGCAACACUUCGAAUCGUUUCGAAUCUCCUCGAAUACGGUUCUUAAGCUUAAAAUCUUUGAAAGUUUCGAGCGUGACUAAUUAUCAAACAACCUGAACUUUUUAAAUCUUUUUUAACAUUUAUGUUGCAUAAUUUUGUAUUAGCUCAACAUUGAAUACUCGUCGCGGUAUCGAACUGUCUCGAAACUUUCACGACGUUCAAGACGAUCAAAGGUUUAUUAAAACUUUCCGGAGUUCGCAGCUUCGAAUCGUGUUCCGCGUGAUUUGAAUUCGAAGUCGUCAAAUAUACAGUUCGAAACGAUUCAAGAAAAUGUCACAGAUUCCAUCGCUGGUGUAGUAUGAACAGGGUUGUUCGUUUGUUUGCCUCCAUCGUUGUGGCUCGAGAGAGACGCUUGAAACUUCCUUCGGCGAGCUAGUAUUCGGUAGUCGAUUCAAGUAUCGAACGGCUUGAUCGUAAGUACAUUUAGUCCGCCUAGUUUGUAGAAACGGCCACGUAGUGCGUAGGUUAGCGUUUCUGUUUUUUAGUAAAUAAGACGACGAAGACUCGAGCUCGAGGAACGUCAAUCUCGAGUUCUGGUCGUUGAACGCGAGAACAUCUUACGACGAACAGGGAACGU
Heterotrigona itama is the source of this 4129-nucleotide messenger RNA. The record is from the annotation of a GenBank genome assembly. Lineage: Eukaryota; Metazoa; Arthropoda; Insecta; Hymenoptera; Apidae.